AUGAGCUCGGGAUCCGAGCCCCGGACAUCCCGGACAUCCUUCAGCAUCGCAGAUAUCCUAGGCCCGUGCAUGAUUCCCCGAAGGCCGUCUGUGUCGCAGCCUCCAGAGUCGAACCAGGGUCCCACGUCGCCGCUGUGCGCGCUGGAGGAGCUGACUAGUAAAACUUUCCGCGGACUUGACGGGCACACACCGCAGCCCUCUGAAGGCCGCGCGGCCCCGGGCGCGCUGGGCUCCGGCCGGGCUGGCCGCAGACGGCGGAAGUCACGCACGGCCUUCACCGCGCAGCAGGUGCUGGAGCUGGAGCGGCGCUUCGUCUUCCAGAAGUACCUGGCGCCGUCCGAGCGCGACGGGCUGGCGGCUCGGCUCGGCUUGGCCAACGCGCAGGUCGUCACGUGGUUCCAGAACCGGCGCGCCAAGCUCAAGCGCGACGUGGAGGAGAUGCGCGCCGACCUGGCCUCGCUGCGCUCGCUGUCCCCAGAAGCCCAGUGCCGCCUCGCGCUGCCGGACGGCGCCCCAGGCCUCGGCCCUGGCCCCGCCAGGCCUGACUCUGAGCUCCACCUUUCUGACGAGGAGAUACAGGUGGACGACUGA
Budorcas taxicolor (takin) is the source of this 591-nucleotide messenger RNA. It is a transcript of the gene LBX2, whose product is annotated as ladybird homeobox 2. NCBI's taxonomy places the organism in Eukaryota, Metazoa, Chordata, Mammalia, Artiodactyla, Bovidae. Bases 1 to 591 code for a protein of 196 amino acids. Gene Ontology annotation, molecular function: DNA binding. The record is from RefSeq and is a predicted model, not a curated record. The transcript is spliced from 2 exons.